Nerophis lumbriciformis (worm pipefish) is the source of this 1002-nucleotide messenger RNA. The record is from RefSeq and is a predicted model, not a curated record. Lineage: Eukaryota; Metazoa; Chordata; Actinopteri; Syngnathiformes; Syngnathidae.
AUGUCCGGGACAACCGACGGCGCAGAGGGAGCAGUGUCCAAAGUGCAAGUAAAGAGGGAGAUCAAGACCAUCGUGGACAAUUUGGAGACCAUCCUGGGCGACCUCAAGGAUGUAGCGAAGGAGCUCAAAGAGGUCGUCCACGAUAUUGACACCUUGACGUGCGACCUGCAGCUGGAAGAGGACGGCCUGACGGACAGCUCCAAGACGGACACGCUCAACUCCAGCUCCAGUUCCACCGCCACUACAACGACCACCGCGUCCAGCCUGGAGAAGAUGAAGUUCUUCGCCGACGACUGCCUAUUUACACCGCCGACCCCCGUCGCCCCUCUCCUCGCCCUUCCGCCCGCUGUGGUGACCGUACACAAGAAGGCGCACCCACCCUUGCCACCGCCCAGGCUUACCUCGACGAGAGCUGAGGAUCACUGCGGGAAAAACCUGACUCAUCCGACGUUAGUUCUGUCAGGGAAUCUAUCCAAGGCAAAUGGCUCAUCGUUGAAAAAUGGUGGUGUUUUUUCAUUGAAGCCAAACCGGGAUUUAUUCUCCCCGACAUCGUGUUUCAUUACUAAUGAUGGCGGGGUCCCGGAGUCCAGCCUGGUUCCUACACUACCCAGACCUAUGCCCCUUCUCCGUCACGAAAAGAACAAGUGCCUAAAGGCCUCUAGCAGGGAGCCCCGCGAGAGGGACCGCGUCCGUUUCAGUGAGAAAGUCCAGUACCAUGGCUACUGUCCGGACUGUGACCUCCAGUAUGAUGUGGAUGACUCAGAGUUGCAUUUGCAGGCCGAGCUGAACGACAUGCGGCUCAGCCCUGUUCACUAUUGCUCUCCUUCCUCUCCUCCUCCUCUCCCUCUCAAACUCAUGUUGGAGAACGGCGGCAUCUCGGUCAGCCACAGUUUUCCGCCCAAGGCAAGCACUCCCCCUCCUGCGCCUUGCGUACCUCCUCACCCAGGUUCCCUCAAACCUCAGAAAACAAUCCUGCGCAAAUCGACCACAACUACGGUUUGA